This is a messenger RNA of Orbicella faveolata, 2150 nucleotides long. RefSeq lists its product as uncharacterized. NCBI's taxonomy places the organism in Eukaryota, Metazoa, Cnidaria, Anthozoa, Scleractinia, Merulinidae. The record is from RefSeq and is a predicted model, not a curated record. Gene Ontology annotation, biological process: protein ubiquitination. Gene Ontology annotation, cellular component: cytoplasm. Gene Ontology annotation, molecular function: metal ion binding; ubiquitin-protein transferase activity.
UAACGGCUGAUCAAGCCGAAAUUAACUUAAUCGGAGCGUGCAACGCAACAGGAGUUUCCCAGAAAGUGUUGUUGAGUUGUUUACUUCAUUCAGCAGCAGUGAGGGAGUGAUUGAUACGCAGUGACAGCUCGAUAGUGGUAUCGUAAGUUUGCUCAAAGUAACAUCACUCUAGCUUGAGUGCCUUUCAUUAAAAGAUCGAGUUUAAUAGUUUCAAGGCAUAAAUGACUCAAUCCGUAGUUGUCAUGUUAUGUGUUCAGACACCCACAUUCGCUUGUCGCAGUAUACUAGCUGGCACGAUUGUUCACUAGAGUCGCUAGCUUGACUUUUCGAAGAUUCAAAGAUGUUAAAUGUUGUCGACAGGAACCAAGGAUAGUAAAUGUGGGUUUUCACAUGGAGAUAUAAAUGCAGAGUGAUAGUAGAUAUAAAUCUGUUUUGAACUCAGUGCUGCGGGGUCAGUGCUACCUCUGUUCGCUCUUUAAAGCAAUUUGAAAUUAAUAACGAAGGUCUGCAGACAUUCGUGCAAUGCUGGUAUUCCACUCUUUUCCUUAGCAAUAAACCGAGUUCCGGCAAACUACAAGAUGCCUUUAGACACAGUUUUGUGCCUCGAUACCUCGGCUUCCAUGGGCUUUAAUCACAAUGAGGGCAUCAACCAGCUUAAAGCUGCGGCCCGCAAAUUCUUGGAAGGAGUGGAGGAGACUGCACGACAGGCCAACUUAAAGGAAAACGUUGCAAUCGUUGAGUUUGGAGCCAAAACACAGAUUUUGCACAACUUGUCAACGAACUACUUUAGCCUUAAAAUGAAAAUAGCUGGACUAAAGGCCAAUGGAACCACCCCAAUGAAAGAUGGCUUGUUGAUGGCGCUGCAGGAGAUUGCUAAAAAUGGAGGAGUGGUAAAUGUGAAUGGUAGAAAACUUUGUCCACGUAUCAUUCUCAUGACCGACGGAAAGCCUACAGAUGAAAACGGUCGUGAAACACCUCAAGCUUUGACUGAAGUUCUGGUCACUGCAGUGCUGUUCGGGCCUCGCUAUCAGGAAGUGGGCCUUCCAUACAAAAUCCCCAUAGCUUGUGUUGGGUGUGGGAAUGCAGAUAAGAGGCUUCUAGAGAGUAUUGCACAAACAACUGGAGGGAUGUACGCGAUGGUUCAUAACAUGGAUGGACUUAGCACAUUCUUCAAGAGACAGGUGUUGCUGUCACGGUUCAUUGCUCAGUUUGCGCAUGACAUGGCUAAGCUUCAUUCAUUGCUUGUAUUACAGCAGUUUAUGCGAAGCCUCGGCGAAGACAUGGAAGAAGCUGAGCUGCGUCCUCUCAUGGCGCUGCUCUUGGCGAUGUUAGUUGCGGAGGAUGACAAAGAUGAAGAUCAACAUGGAAACUACCCCAAACCUCCUCCGGUGGGGUCACGUGUUCGGAGGGGAGAUGACUGGAAAUAUGGAAACCAAGAUGGAGGAACCGCUGGCACCAUCACAAAAACAGAUGGUACACCAGGUUGGGUGGAUGUUCAGUGGGAUAACGGAGCUAAAAACUCCUACCGCUAUGGAAAAGAUUCUGCUCUUGAUGUUAAGGUUGUUGAUGAAAACAGACUCGUGUUUCGUCGAGAAGGAGUUCAAGUGGGAUGUCGUGUUAUCAGAGGACCGGACUGGAAAUGGGGAAAUCAGGACGGUGGAGCGGGUAAGAUUGGCCGCGUAUUCAUGGCUGAGAGUGGACUUGUUAAGGUUCGCUGGCCUAAUGGCGACACAAAUACCUACCGCAACGGUAUACAAGGAGCAAAUGAUGUGGUCGUUUAUUCUGAGGACAUACGAUGGUCCUGCCACGUGAUGUGAGGCCAAACAGAAACGUCAAAUGAUACUGAGCCUGCGACACAAUCAUGGUGUUACUUAAGUCAUUCAUUUAACAUUUCGUAUAUCUUAUGACCCGUUGUUACUUCAAGGUAGCAUUUAGCAGUUAGGAAUUUUUAAUAGAUUUGUUUCAACUGAAGUUGCAAGCUGAAGUUGGAGGCUGAUAAAAUUACUUUUGCUUGGAUGCAAAAAAUGCAAGAAGGGGGUAGGCCCUUAUUGAUCGGCACGAUCCUUAAACUGUAUUAUAUUCAGGAGCCAUAAUCGGGGACGGAGACCGUAAGCGCGCAUUAUUUCUAGUAUUGGGGUUGUCCCCAUGAU